AUGCCGUCCUUUGUCACCGCUUUCUCUCCUACAGUCAAGCCUGCCAGUGUCUGUCAAGUGAGCAAAACCUCCCAGGGCAGCAAUAUUGGCCCUCCACGUGAUGAUGAAUUUCACGUUAUGGAACGCUUCGCCAAUCAUGCAGUCAAUUGUUCGCAAUGCGCUCGGCCAUAUGCUACGAUUAGACAAGGAGAAGCACUCUGUCCCCGUGGUGCCCGUCAUGUGUCCACAAUGGCUCAGUAUAUCUACAGCUUCGACGGUAAAGCCUAUUCAUUGAUGGCAAGGAAAAUGGGAACCGUUCAAGAAAUUGCCAUUCCACCAUCUCUCGCCAUCGUUGCCGACUUGAUGCGCGCAUUACAGCACGGAUUAAAUGUCAAGAAGGCCCAGGCUGCAGUGAUUGUUCACAAUGAAGAAAACAACGCCUCAGGAAUGCUCAUUGCUCCCACGCCAAACAAAGAUUCCUCGCGCAGUGUCCAGGUAAUUCAACACAACCGCGGCUCUAAGCAACGAGAGGGCGCCUACGUUCGUGGCACGUUGUUCGACAAUGACGUGGUUCACAAAAAACCUCGCGAGAACCUUCAACCCGGUCAAGUAAGACCUCGCCAUGGAUCCCUUAGAUGA
Ophidiomyces ophidiicola is the source of this 618-nucleotide messenger RNA. RefSeq lists its product as uncharacterized. Lineage: Eukaryota; Fungi; Ascomycota; Eurotiomycetes; Onygenales; Onygenaceae. Bases 1 to 618 code for a protein of 205 amino acids. The transcript has a single exon. The record is from RefSeq and is a predicted model, not a curated record.